Cotesia congregata is the source of this 936-nucleotide messenger RNA. The record is from the annotation of a GenBank genome assembly. NCBI's taxonomy places the organism in Eukaryota, Metazoa, Arthropoda, Insecta, Hymenoptera, Braconidae.
AUGACAACAAAUAGCAGGUUUAGAAGAUGUUGUUCAGAUAGUGGUGCAGUUGUCAUUCCACUAAACAAAAGAACUGUUAGUAAUAUUAGUGUUGAUAGAUAUUCUGAAAGAAGUAUUCAUGAUGAAUAUUUAGAUGAUAAACCUUACAGAAACAUGUGUAACGACUGUAUGACCAGAGUACCGUAUGCAACACUCAUUGCAACAAUUAUGUGUUGCUUGGGUGUUGGAAUAUUUUGCGGUACCAUGUACCGGGGAGCUACACUGACUGCUUUACUGAUGAAUCAGGUUUUCAACUUAAGACUUAGCUGGCUUGAAGCAUUACAAUUAAUUUUUGCAUCAAUUGGUGCAUGUAUGGCUGCAUUAGGAUUCAUGAUACUUUGCGUUGGUUGUCUUGCAACGGGAGCAACAAGACACAAAGUCUAUCGAGCUUGGAGUACACGUGUUGGUGGUCGUAUCUCAUGUGCUGUGUUCAUGGUCAUCACUUACAUACUCCAAUUUGCUUGGCUGUUAAUUUUUGCAUUCUUAGUCAUUACGACAUUUGUAUUCACAAUAUUUUGGGGUCUUUGUGAAAAUCCGCGUGUUGGAUCUCAUACCGAUUGUAUUGACUUUAAUCAAUUUAGUUUUAUGUUCCCUAACUAUACGAGGAAUGAAGAUAUGAAAAUAUGUGGACCACAGGAAGUGAAAUUAUUCUGCAAAGAUUAUGUAGAGAAAGCUGAAGUGAUGUUUAUUUUAGCAACAGUGGCUUCCAUAUUGGUAGUACUUAGUCUUAUUCAUUAUUUAAUGUGUCUAUCAGCAAACUAUGCACACAUUCGUGAUCAUGAAAAAUUUCAAGAGCUACAAGAACUUCAGUACCUACAAGACCCCGGCGAUGGUGAUUCUCCUCAACAUGGUAUGGAUACUUUGAGCUCUCAUCAUCAUAGCAAAGAUAGAUUCUAG